This is a messenger RNA of Prorocentrum cordatum, 5128 nucleotides long. The record is from the annotation of a GenBank genome assembly. Lineage: Eukaryota; Dinophyceae; Prorocentrales; Prorocentraceae.
CCCUCUUGCGGACCUCUACCUCGCGGCCGGCAAGAAGUGGGACUCGGAGUCCGGAGCCGGGGGCGAGGACAACCCCUACUGCCGCCCGGAGGUGCUGGACCCGCCGCUGACGGAGGUGGGCCGCGGCCAGGCGCGCCAGCUGCAGGCCGCGGCGCAGGGCCUCUCGCCUGGGCUGGUCGUGGUGUCGCCCCACGUGCGGGCCACGCAGACCGCCCUGAGCUCCGAGGAGGGAAGAGCGGCGCAGGCACAGCCUCUCGAGGGCCUCGGAGGCGGCCAGACAGUUCUUUCUUUGCUUGUACUGAUGAUGAGAUUGGCGCCGCUGCGCCCGCUGGACAAGGUUGUCUUCCUUGUCUGUGCUGCGUGGCUGACGCCGGUCCGCUCAUUCGACCUUGGACGCGGCUGUGAGGUGCGAGGCUCUAUCUUUGAGAUCUGCACGAUGGCUGACACUCUCACUUAUGCUGACCAGGCGCAGAUCAUGGCCUCUAUGAAAAUACCACCGGCAUGGUCGCCCGAAUGGAGUUCGCGCUAUCCUUUCCGACGAUGGCUCAGAGAUGUUACGCUGUGGAGUAUAGCAACGGAGGUCCCAGAAACUGCUCAGGGUGCUGCUGUGGUGUUGCGUCUUGGAGGUGCCGCGAGAGAGUUCGCAGAUGAGUUGGAUGCGCAGAUUCUACAGCAGGGGCAGGUACUGGACUUACAGGAUGGACUAGGGCCCCGCCAGGUGACUGGCCUGGCUGUAUUGCUACGGGCCCUUGCUCGCAACUAUGCUCUGGAAGCUGGAGAGGAUGCGAUCAGGGCCAUGGCGGAGAUGAUGGCGUUCUCGGUUCAACAGUACGAGACCAUCGACGUGGUUCUGAAUAGAUUCCAGGUGCUCAAGUCUCGUGCGAUCGAUCAUGGAUUGAAUCCUGGACCCGCUGGCUGGGCCUGGAUGCUCAUGACGGGCUUGCGAGUGCAACCAGAUGAGUGGCUACACUUACUUGGUAUGUUCGACAACAGACAUUUCAUGACAAAGGAUGUGGGCCAGGGUUUCUUCCCGACGUUUGGCGAGGUUAACCAGUGGGGAGGCGCUCGCACUUUCGUCACUCAUGAAGACGGUCGCGGCUACGACGGUGGCGGAGGUGGAUACGGCGGGGCCCCCAAUGGCAGCGCUGGUGGAGGCUGGUUCGCUACGGCGGUUGACGUGCACAAGCACGGUCAGCUCGCGCUGGAGGAUGAGACGUUCGAUGGCUACGAGGACUACUCUGAUGACUGGUGCGAUUACGACGGGGAUGAUGAUUGCUACGACGACGAAGGUUUGCCCAAGGGCAAGAACCGCAAGGGCAUGGGCAAACGGGACACAGGCAAGGGCCUAGAUCGACAGCGCGGUGGAUCUCAUGCUCAGACUAUGCAGCUGAGCAGCAUAUUGAGUUCGAAGAUUGACAAGCGCAAGAUCCAGGCUGACGAGGAGGCCGCCCUGAUUGUCAAGCGCGCAGCUGCAGUGGUCGAGUUCAAGAAGAUGGAUGGGCCGAUUGGAGUGGAGGGUGUUGGCAACAAUGCUGAUGCCUGUAUCAAUCGAGGUCGGGUUCCUCUUGCGCUUGCUGGCGGUGAAGAAGGUAGCUACGACGCUCCCAUUGUACCGAACUCUUCAGUGCCGGCUUUGCUGGGUAACAAGGCCCUGCGUCGCAAUCGAGCCACUGUGGACUGCUUCAACGGCAUCUUGUACUUCAUCGGCCCUGGUGACCACCAGCUUCUGCCCCCUCCAGGCUCAAAGGAAUCUCAGCUGGAGCUUUCGCAGUCAGGUCAUUGGAUGCUGCCAGUGACGGAGUUCGAGGACCAGAACAUCGGCCAGGUCAGCGCGAGCUCCAGGCCGAAGUUGCACAAUACCAGGUUGGGUCUGCGGAUGCGGUCCGCAGUGAUGGCGAGCCUGCUGAGUCUGAGCUUUCAACCUCGACUUCGGCGGCCUGGUCACGAGGUGUUCCUGGAGUCCGUGAGCUUCCGUCCUCCGGUGAUAUCGGAGUUUGCGUUGAAGCCGAUAGUUGGACUCAGUGGACGACCCCUGGAGACGGUGCCAGAGUCUGUUGCAGCAACCAGCGGUGCUAAGGUCCGACAGAACUACCCGACGGAGGCUCGCAUCGAGCAAAAGCAGCGCGAGGCUCAAUUCGGCAAGAAGACUCUUCCCAAGAAGAUGGACGACUACGAGAAGCAUUGGGGUGAUUGUGGCGAUGAUCUCAGUUCAAUUUUAGUGGAUGGUCCAGAUCUGUGGCGUGAUGACUACAGCUAUGAUGCAUACCGCGUCGCCUGCGUUGACGAUGAGGAAGUCGACUUGCAGGCCUUGGAGCAUGACGAGGAGGAUCUCGCCUCGCUUCGUCCUGCCCUCAUAUUUCUCCUCGGCCAAGGUUCUGAACAUCAGCCUUGGAGGUUCGUGGAUUGUUCUGAGCAGGUCUACUACUACGACGAUCCGAAGGCGUUGUAUUUGGACUGGGUGCUGCCUGCAGAUGAGCACUACUACUGCGACGUGUUGGAGAUCUGCGGCGGUCAGGAUGCCUUGCGGGAGCAGUUCGGUCAGACCCUCGACACCUUGAUGACCCACGAUGUCGCUGGAAGUGGGUGGAGACGCGGGGUAGCGCCGUUGCCCGGGCUCUUGCUGGCCCAUCUACUGCGGCUCCGAGAGGCAGGUCUGCUUCUGGCGUUGCGCCUGCUCGAGCCGCUGGAGCACGCGUGCCUGCCCAUCGCGACUCGACCGCUGACGAUCCUGGUGGCGGCGACCUGUCGCCCCUGGAGGCCGCUGCUGCGGCAGCUUCGUCAUCCUCAGCGUCUGCCUCAGCACCUGUUGUGCCUGUGCCGGCGGCCCCAGCACCUGAUGCGGCACCAGAGGUGGCGGCCGCGCCGCCGCCGCCGCCGCCUGCGCGACCUCCAGGAGUGGAUGCUGCGGUGGGAGCAGGUCCACCGCUGGAUGAUCCUACCAGAGCGCGGCCACCUGCUGCUCAGCGGAGAGCCCGUGCAGCCAGGUCGGAGGUUGGAGUUCAAGCGAAUGCCGAAGGUGCUGACUGGUCUGACUGGCAAACGGCCUAUAGCCACCAGCAGGGUGAUCACCGACUUCAAUCAAGACGUGCAGAUCGACCUGCUGUUCUGGAAGACGAAGAUUGUGAUGCACAUGUUGGGCACUCUUGUGCGUUUCUCGGUCGCGGCCAUCAUCCCGGACCGCAACACGGGCACCAUCAUCGGUGCCGUCACGCAUUACUGGUUCAGGUUGUUUGGAGCCCCGGCUGUUCUCACCUCGGAUCGCGAAGGGGCUCUCGACAGCGACGAGGUUGUGUUUGGUCGCACUAUUCCGAUGCUCACGGAUUUAGAACCCGCUUCUGCCACAGCGUUGGAGGACCAGGACGACGGCAUCGACGGCAUUUCUCGCCACAUACAUCGGCUACGCGAGGUGGCUAUCGCGGCGGUGGUCGGGGCCUCUGCGCAGCAGCGAAUGGAUCGUGCACUCCAGUCUCGCACUCGCCCAGCUGGUGAGUGUCAAAACUUGCAGCUGGGCGACCUGGUCGACAUCUGGCGCGACCUGCCCGACAAGGAUGUUUCGGGCUGGCCAGGCCCGGCCACAGUGGUGAACGUCAAUCGCAUGCAGGAAGGCGUGGUUGACGCGCAGUGGCAGUCGCGGACGCUCAGUUGCCGAUUGGCUGAUACACGACACUCUCUCCGCAUGGAUGUGAUGGUUGCCGCAGAACACUACAGGCAGCACUGGGAGUUGCCCUUGACUUUGGUGCCGGAGUUCGCCGAGAGCAUCGAGAAGGGAUCAGUAAUUUUGGCGUGUGUGAACACUUCGACGGGCUGGAAGUUGUCUAGACACUGCGCCAAGUAUCCCAUCAUUUUUCACGCGAUGCUGCACGCUGCGUCGUGUGAUCUCAGAUUGCAAGGCUGCAAUGGUGGCCGUCCGGGUCACGGUGCCAAGGAUCUCGAGUGCAUGCCUUGUGUCGACGAGACGCUGUUUAUCUUCUGGAAGGCAGAGCGCAUGACCAAGAAGGAUGCUGAUAAUCGAAUCGACUCUGGCCGGGUCAUCAAGUGGAAGAUCAUCAAGGGCAGCCGCGACGUGAAGGGGCGCUUGACCGCGCGCGGCUUCAAAGAUCGGCAGAAGAACGAGAAGCAUGGCUGGACCCUGUGGUCGCUCGACGUCUCGAUGACGUUCUUGCGCGGCAAGACGUUCGAGGAGCUCGCCGAAACGUUCGGUUUCAAUAUUCCUCCCGAUGGCGCAGCUCUGCUGAAGCAGAUCGAGGGCUUCGAGGACUUCAAUGAGGUUACGGAAACCCUGAAUAUGAAGAAGCCAGGUUUCGGUACGAACGACGCUCCGUGGGCUUGGCAAGUGGACCUGUCGGACACUCUCAAGGAGUUGGGUUUCUUCCCGACCGAAGCUGACCGGCAGUUGUGGCUGAUGUUCGGCAAUGCAGUGCUGGUCGCAGUUCUUGGUACGCAUGUGGAUGACUUGAAAGGUGCUUGCUGUGAUGAGACGCGUGAGUGGAUAUUCGCCAAAUUUCGUGAGAAGUAUGAAGACGUGACAGUGAAUCUGGCUCCAUUCGAAUGUGUAGGUAUUCGGCAUUCCCAGGAUGAGGUGAGCAAAGCGAUCACGAUCGACCAGAAUCACUACGUUUCCCAACUUCGUCCGAUCAGCAGCACUCUUCUUACUGGUAAGUCUGAUGAAGAAUUGGUGGAUAGCACGCUGCAGGGCCUGUACGGGCACAGUCAGAAGGUCACGGUUGGUGACAUCAAAGGUCUCAAUACCCUUCUGAAAUGGACCAAGAGGAAGCCCUGCAGUAUCAAGUAUGCGCGGCUGGGCACGGCGACGAAGGUGCCGUUCGUCGCCCACGAGGGGUGCCGGGAGAUCACGGGCGUGCACGUGUGCGACCGGAGGCGGCCCGUCUCGGAGCUCCGCUGCGACUUCCCCAUGGUGGAGAGGGAGCCGCUGCCUCGGCUGGCCGAGCGCGGCUACGACUUCCUCCUGUGGCUCAGGGACCGCCCUGAGAGCGAGGGCCGUGGUUGGCGUGCCGCCCUCUCGGGGCCCAUGGAGACCCAGAACCGGCCAGCCCCUGGCUCCAGGCAGACAUCAUGCGAGCGAGUAGGUCGCCGAACGCACCCUGGCGUCCUUGCGGUGUCAACUUGA